CCAAACGGGACAAGAAUAUUUGGAAGAAAAAUCCGAAUUAGAUAAGUAUUUGGAAGAAAGAUGUGAACGCUGUAGCGCCGACUUUGAUAUCUUAAAUUGGUGGAAAGUCAAUUCUUCGAGAUAUCCUAUCUUCUCUUCCAUUGCUCGAGAUAUUUUGGCUGUGCCCGUCUCAACUGUAGCAUCAGAGGCUGCAUUCAGCACAGGAGGUCAUGUACUUGACGUGUUUCAUAGCUCCUUGACCCCAAGCAUGGUGGAGGCUCUUAUAUGUGAUCAAGAUUGGCUACGAUCCGCACCACUUUCACUUUCGAUUGAGGAGGACUUAGAAGAACUUGAAAAUUUUGAGUCAGGAUCAAAUGCAGAAAGGAGAGAGGGAUUCAUUUUACAAUUGAUGGCUCGGGUAUCUUCAUCUCAAUCUUGAUCAGCAAUGUGGCUGGUGCUGGAGAUAUAGCUGCAAUAAAAAUUAAAGGCACGAAAACUGGAUGGCUUCCAAUGGGUAGGAAUCGGGGUCAUAAUUGGCACAUUAAUGUGGAUCUUAAGAACCAGCCAGAAUGUUUGGGAGAAGCUGCUUCACUCAAUCCAGUUUCUUGUUGACAGCUUCUUUAUUUACCUAGCACUACACGGUGAACUAUGGGCUGAAUGAUAACAUUUUCCUGUUUAGUUGUCAUUCAUCUUCUCAAAUGGCAUAUCUUUAAUGCUAUGUUACUCUGUUCACCAGGAAUGAAAGUCUGUCUUACUGAUGAGAAGGAGUUAAUAAUGGAGCUGUCGAUGAAGUGGGCAGGGAAUCCUAACAUCAUUGUUGCUGCUAAGGCAUUCGGGUUGAGGGCUACUGUUCAGCCUCUGGUUCCAACCUUUCCUUGUUUUGCCAAGAUAUUUGUCUCUUUAAUGGAGAAGCCACAUGUAGAUUUUGGCCUGAAGCUUCUCGGAGCAGAUGCUAUGUCCAUUCCUGGCCUCUAUAGAUUUGUCCAGGAACUUAUCAAGAUCAAGUUGCAAAUAUGUACCUCUGGCCUAAGUACCUAGAAGUACCUAUUUUGGAUCCUUCUAAAACUGCAAAGAAACUGGUUGGGAUUCUUAAUGAAAGGUCGUGAGGGGAAUAAAGCUUAAAAAGAAGGACCUUCUGGGCAAGUCAGACCCUUAUGUGAAGCUAAAGCUUACUGAAGACAAGUUAUCCACAAAGAAGACAAUAGUCAAACAUAGCAAUCUAAAUCCUGAAUGGAAUGAGGAGUUCAGUUUGGUGGUCAAGGACCCAGAAUCUUAAGAAAGUUCUAUUCGCUACUGUACUUUUCUUUUUUGGUCGGAACCUAGUUUAAAUAUGUGAUUUUGUUUUUUCAUUUUUCAAU
Molecule: messenger RNA, 1337 nt
Organism: Syzygium oleosum
Lineage: Eukaryota; Viridiplantae; Streptophyta; Magnoliopsida; Myrtales; Myrtaceae
Product: synaptotagmin-2-like
Exons: 6
Coding region: 637-1017 (126 amino acids)
Cellular component (GO): endoplasmic reticulum
Molecular function (GO): lipid binding
Source: RefSeq, a predicted model, not a curated record